This is a messenger RNA of Monosiga brevicollis MX1, 10805 nucleotides long. RefSeq lists its product as uncharacterized. Gene Ontology annotation, biological process: microtubule-based movement. Gene Ontology annotation, molecular function: dynein light intermediate chain binding; dynein intermediate chain binding; minus-end-directed microtubule motor activity. NCBI's taxonomy places the organism in Eukaryota, Choanoflagellata, Craspedida, Salpingoecidae. The coding region runs from base 1 to 10524 and encodes 3507 amino acids. The transcript is spliced from 12 exons. Gene Ontology annotation, cellular component: dynein complex. The record is from RefSeq and is a predicted model, not a curated record.
AUGGCCAGCACCGCCGGGCUCUCAACGGUGAGCAUGGCCUUGCCAUUUAAACAUGUCCUUCUUGAAUUGCUCUCACGCUUUCCCGACUCUCGACUGUAUCGAACGAUAGCCCUCUACGAUGAGAUACGCCGCACCUCAGGUCGCAACAGCGUGCCCAAGUUACCUGCUUUGCAGACCACGCGCCCUGAGGCUUCCAAGUCUGGCUUCAGAUUGCAUCGCGCCAAGCUCUCUCACAAAGCCAACACUGGGCCCGAAGCUUCGCGCCCUGCAACCCCAAGUUCGGCUCGAAUGUCAGCCUUGACACGCCAUGAUUCUCGUGAAAGCCGUCCGCGUUCCGCGCGAGAUCCCUUGCCCGCACUUCCAAGCCACCUUCGACUCUCGCGCCGCAGCAGCAGCAACGGGCUUGAGCCUUUGGCUCCUCUGUCUCCCAAGGAUCAGGCUACUCCGAACACCCCAGAUGCACCCUCGGAAAUGUCUCCCAUGGACCUCGUGCAUGCCCUUGCUCAUCUACAGCAAGUUAACAAGAGUCAUCAUUUGGCCGUGGCACGCUUGAUGUAUCACAACAAUGACUGGCUUGCGCUGCCCGUGCCCUACGACCAACUCAAACGCGGUCCUCGGGGUCAUGUGAAGGAGCCUUAUGUGCAGCUUGAAGCAGACAAACCUGGCACGGCACUGGUGUGCCAGCAGGGGCAGUCCAGUGGGGUGCCAAUCACGAUUGAUCGCGUACCCGUGCUCUUUGGUGCCAUUGCCAACGUUCAGCGUCUUCUGGAUCGUCAUCGUCAGCGGCGCCAAGAGCGCUGCUAUCGUGCCUGGCUUUAUGUGGUCGGUGAGCGACGCCGCCAACAAAAGGCCACCUGCUUGGAACGACGCAUUCGCUCCGUCAUUCUUCUGCAACCGAGCAAGCGUGCUAUCUUGUGUGACAUUGUUGACACGGUCGAGGAGGACAUACGUCAGCUUCUGGAGCAGACGUUGCCGGAUGUUGCUGAAUUGGACUUUGAAGACCUUCAUGCCGAGCUGCUGGCCGCCUGGGAGGAUUUGGAGUCUCGCUCCCAUCAAACCACCCACGCCCUUGGGCACACUCUAGUUCAAAACCUGACUGAGCGCAUCAAUGCACAGCUCAACCCCACGCAGCUCGGAUUGGCCCUUGGCGAGAGCCACGAGGAUGUUGCCCUUCGUAUCGAAAGCCGACGUCGGCUCCUGGCCGACGAGCUGGAAAGCGUUUUUCAGAUGUUGUCCUUCAUGCUGCCAGAGUUGUACUCUCGAGCCGCCCUCUCGUUUUGGAAUGUGCUCGAAGCUCAACUGCAGCGUCAUUGGGCAUCAGAACUUCUCAUCGUCACAGACAAGUCAGGUGCCACGGCCGUGCGUUUACAGUUAUUCGGCACCAGCCUCCUCAACUCACUGGUCCAUCAGCUGUACAACGCCGCCGUCCCCUUGACUCAGAUUACAUGCGAGGUGGUCAAAGGCCUGUCCGGCAAUGUCGGGCGACCUGCACCUUGCAGCGGUCUGGCGACCAGUCUUGAGGCCUUUGUCUUCCCAGUCCUUCGCGUCGCUGGGGAGGCUUGGUCCCGCCGUCGGGAGGCUGCUGUCGCAGUGACUGAGACGUUUGCCGUCCGCGUGCUUGAGCUCGAACAAGCUGCCCGCCAACUCCAAACUGAGGUGGCCGCCGUGCCAGCGCCCAAUUUGGAGAAUUUUCAUGAUACCAGUCGACACCUGGAAGAACUGCUUGAGCAGCUUCUGGCGGCCGAUGGCACAGCGGCAAAGCUCGACCUGGCAUUACCAGUACCCGGCUCCAGAUUUGAGCUUCGAACCACGCAGCCGCGUUCUCAUAUUCGCGCUCGGCUCACUGCAGCACGAGCCGAUCUUAAUCGCGUGGCCAGCGCAGCUCUUCAUGCCAUUGUCAGCGUUCUGCGCCAGCAGCUUGGUGACUACCUGAUGCACCUGCGUAACGAUUAUGCCGAACUUGAAGAGGUCUUACUGGCUCUGGAUUCACUCCGCGAUGCUCAACGCAACUGGGCUAAGCUGGAAUCACACUGCUCCGACUGCUUGCGGCUUGAUGACACCAUGAUGCGCUGCGGGCUGGAGCUUUCCGUCGAGUUGCGGGGCUGGGUUGGCCAUCUACAAGCGCAAUACCACCAAAUUCGCAACCGCCUGGAUCAGUAUAGCCAGGAUGCCAGUCAACUGAUCCUCGCUGGUCGUGGGCUCGUCUCUGCCAAGCUCGACCAGCUGAAUCCCAUGCUCAUCAACAACAUGCUGCGCGAGCAACUGCUGGAGCUUGACCGCGAUGAGGCUCGACUGCACGACCACGCCUUGCAUUGGCUGCAGUGGCAGCUGCGACAGAGCAGCAUCAACAUGGGUUCGCGUGUGCGAUUUGAUCGUGCAGCCCCGGCACUAUUGGCACAGGUGGAAACCACUGAAACCCGUUUACAGCUACUCAAGACCUGCUACUCCCUCUUUCACGAGUCUGAAGCUGCGCGCCAGGCUCUGGUCAAGCAUGACAUUGCCUCGCUUCAAAUUGAUGCCGCCACGGCGCAGCUGGACGGGAUGGAGCAGACGUGGGGUUCCUGUCACGUGCAACUGUCAGAUGCGCCCGUAUUGCAGCACGUGGCUAAAAAUCUGCACUUUGCCCACCAGUGGUUGCAAGUAGUUGAAUUGUGUCAAACCCCCGAGCUCGAAGAGGAAGAGCUGGAUAGCAUUCGCGACGUCUUGGCCAUUCCCAAGCGAUGGGAGGACAUACUUGUCGCUGACCUCAUCCAAGCCGGUGCACUCGCAAAGAAGCCCAGCGUGGUCAAGCUGGUUGAGAAAGCUCGUGCGCGCCAUCUGUUUGUGGCCCACGUCGCUGCGAUUGCCGAAUGGUUGCGGACCGAACUGGUGGAGACGGAAAUUCGUGGAUCGGCCCUUCACGGCAUGCGUACGCUAGCCGUAGCCAACCUAGGGUCGUUGCUACGACAGACCGUGAACCGCCGGGCAGACUUGCGUCAGCUAUUAAAGUCUUCAUAUCGCACUGUGCAGUCAGGAAUUACAGAGCUGUCAAGACGCACCAAUCGUACCUUUGAAAUCCUCACCGACUUGCAGUCACUCCAAGACAACUGGAUGGCGCUUCAAUCGCUGCGCAGCUUAUUUAAGAGGCAUCAGUCUGUAGCCAAAGCCUUUGAACAUUUUAAAUGCCAAUGGGUACCUGUGGCACAGACGAUCGAGAAGAGCCCCGUCCUGGGGCAGUUGAGUGAUGCGAUGGUCCGUGAACAACUGACAGCUUGCCGGACGGCUUGGCACACUCUUCAAGAGCGAAUCAGUGACGCCGUGGGCCAGCUUCGCUCUGUGGCGCCUGUCCUCUUUGCUCUCCCCAAGGGCACUAUUGCGGCAUCAGUGGGCCUGCCAGCCGUAGAUCAGGCACAUGCCUUGCUACCGCAGCUUUGGACAGCUGUGCGCCACCUUGUUGUGGCGGACCGCGAUCUGAGUGGCCUAUGUUGUCACUCGGGCGAAAUUUUCCACCUUCGUCAGCCCUUUCGUUUGCGCGGAGGCUUGGCUGAGUGGCUACCAGCGGUACAGCAUGAGGUAGCGACUUCACUUCAUGAGCAACGACUUGCGGCCUGGAAGACCGUGCAGAGUCUGUCUGCAGCUUUAAUGCCUACCGCUUUGCAUUCGCAGCGCUCACGGGGCCGAGCCGCACCAAAGACGGUGCAGGACACUGCCUUAGCUCAGGGUGAUAACAUUCAAGCUGCUGUUGCGGUGAUUCUGGCACUGGCAGCGCAAUUUAGCGGAGCUGGAGCCAUUGCAUUGGCAGCUGAGCUGCACGAUCUGAUCUUGCGAUGCUUCCACGCCAAUCGCACCGAGCGGCGCACAAUGUUUGCGCGCUUGGCCAAGACUUUGCAGGAGCUGCAGCACCGCCUUGGCGCUUUCUAUGCCAAUCCGCCUGAUGGGGCCAAUGUCGCCACGCUGCGCGUCUUGGCGGGCGUCAUUGGGCACCACGCGGUAUUUUGCGAGCAGCUGCAUGCCGUCAAAGCCACGCGCGCGGACGACAUUCAUGUUUUGCAAUCCGUUCGUUACGUCUUUGAUCCUGAGACACACAAGUUUGUGGUGCGGACAGGCUUGACCACAUCGCGCUUGGGUGAUGCGCCCAUUAGCCUGUGGCCACAGCGCCUUCGAUGGGGGGAGGAUUGGGCCAGCAUUUUGCGUUUGCUUCACACGCACGAAGCUGCAAAAUGCAUGGUCUUUCCCUCUGAGAUGGGUGCGCUACAGCUGCAGGAACUCUUGCAUGUGGUUUGCUCGAGCGCGACGCCACAAAUACUCACAUGCACCUCUCCUACCACAUCGGUGGCAUUACCCGAGGCGUUGGACCAUCAACUAGAAGAAAUUUUGGUGUGCACAACAGCGAUCCCCGAUUUGCUCAUUCUGCACCUGCGUAGCCGUCGACCAAGUCAGCCACCGCUGAUCAUGGACUUGCGAGGACUUGCUCCUGGGGCGCUCAGUGUUGAGACCAUUGCUGACAAGAGCGCCUUCUUGGAUACGCUUGAGCAGCCAGAUGGCCUCAUGUGUGUCAUCUGCGAUGGUGACGUCGGCAGCAGUGAUGUUGCCCUGCAGUCCCUGCAAUCACGCUACCCCCGACUUCAAAUCUGCCUCAUGCUAACUGUCAUGGACGGUGCUGCGCGGGCCUGCGACGACGCCAUCUUGGCUCCCGAUACGCUCAAGGAGGUGCUUGAGCUCUUUUUACGUGACAAAUUUGCCGAUGCGGUGGCAGAAGCAAACCGCCGCUUGUCUGUCGACGGCAUUCGGGUCCACGCGCAACUGGAUGCAACUUGCCAGCAUGCUGCCGACCUGGGUGUCGCUCUUCUGAGCUCAAUGCGAGACGAAGUUCCUCACGUCGUGUCAGUGCAAGCUCUGGUGGGCUUUGCCAACCUGUUAUUUGCGCAUUUACAUGCUCUGAUUGGACACAAUCAUCUCUCACACUUGAGCUCGCUGGAUACGGGUGCAUACCUAUUAUAUCGUGCCCUGGCACUAUCUGCCUAUUGGGCGUGUCGAAUGGCAGCAGGCACCACAGCGGUUCCGGCAGCAGCUGCGUCUUCCGACUUUUCGGGCCAGAACAUGACUCGUCACAUCGACCGCGCCAUCGCGCGCAGCCGUAGAUGGGAAAUUAAUGGUGCGCAAGCCCUGCUUCGAGAGGGCACGCUCCGCGACUUGGGCCACUUGAUGGUUGACCAUGCUAGCGGUGGCCUCAGGCCCGUCGACGUCGAAGCAGCACGCCUCAUGUCGCUGCAGCGAGAUGAAGGGAAGUAUGACGCUUUGUGGAGCGCUCCGGUUGCUCUAUUACCGCCUGCGCAGCUGGGCUGGGCCAUGUCUCAGGUCACGCUCGUUGAAGCUGGCAUUCAGGUGUAUGCGCAGGCUCACCACGCAGCCGAUUUGGAAGCCUUUGCCGCUGUCUUAAUCAGGCUCUUACACGAGCGCGACUAUGCACCUUUUCGCACAAAUCAGAUUCGUCCCUGUCAACGCAGCGAGGCUACAAUGGUGAAAACUCUCGAUGCCCUUUGGACUUGGGAUGAAAAAACGUGGCGGAUACAGGCCGAGCGUCCAUUACUGGUGGUCGAUAAUUGCCCGGCGCUGGUCGUGUCGGCUCUUGUCCACCAACGAAACCUGCGGCGCAAGGGUGGUGAACGUGUCGCCGUACCCUCUUUUGACUUGUGCUGCUUUGGUCGUGGAGUGGUUGCGCCGUCCCACAUGCUGGUGACGGUCACAUUAGAUCUUGAUCCAGUUGCCCUGGUUGGCGAUGAGCCGUGGAGCUAUGCAAUGGCCGCACGACGAUUUUUGGAUGCGCACGCCAACGUGCCUGCCAUCUUUGCCCAACCUUUGGGCACAAUCAUUGACGACAAGGUGAUUGAAUGUGGGGAGAAUGAGCCCAAUGUUGCAGCCCAGCUAAAUGAUGCGUUUGGCCAGCUGAGCGCAGUUCUCGCGCGUAAUUGGCGUAAUACGUCCGAGGGUCCGCCCUUGGCGGGGAUCGAUACCGCCAACACCAUAUCAGAAGCUUCUGAGACGAACGAGCCCGUGCCUCUCGACUGCAUUGUCAUUGUAGUGGAUCGAACCGUGAAUGCUGCAGCCUGUCAACAUGCUGAAACGAUCGCCCUCAAUCCCUGGCACGUCCUUGAUCCCGAAAUUCGUGCCGCGCAUCUGCUGGCGCAUGAAAUUCCAGGAGGCAUGCCACCGCACGUGGCUUUUGAAGAGCGCUGGCGAUCACGUGUUCGCGUCGUCACCAUGUCCACGCGAGCGGAGGCCUUUGUGGCGAGUAAGCCUGGUCUCAUUCCAAUUCCGCGCGUAGACUUCGCUACCUCGGGUCUGUGGCGUGAGGAAAUGACUCGGCAAACUGAUGCCGUAACGGUGCAACGCGCAACGCAAUUGGUUGAGGUUUUUUUUCAGUUCUGCCCGGUUCUCUCAGCUGCCCAAGCUCAAUCUCGUGUCGCGUUGGUCAUGCGCGUUUUGCGCUCGGCACAAGAAUUGCAAGCCAUCUUGGAACGAGAAGCCAAUUUGAAGCUGGAUCAAGUGGUCAAAUCUUUGCGUUGUGUCCAUGAGUAUGUGCAGUUGGAGCACACCCUCAUACGCGGCUUGGAGCAGGCACAUUUGGGCAUUGAGCAACUUGAGCAACGCUCUGCGCAACUAACGCGGAGGCGUGCCAUGACCCAAGAAGCCAUUAAAACUGUGGAAGAGGCGCUGGUCAAGUGCAGCCAGCGUAUGCACACGGCUGAAGCGGAAUUAAAGCUGCAAAACGAGGCCAUUGAGAGCCGUAUGGCCGUCUUUAGCCAACCGCUCCAAGAGGCCACCGGCUACUUGCGAGCCGUGGACAAAGGAAGCAUGAACGAAAUCCGUCGCUAUCAGCGACCCCCGCGACACAUCCACCAGCUACUAGCCGGCGUCGCCUUGUCUUUCGAAGAGCCCACGGACUGGAGCAGCAUCACGGCGUUUCUUGCACAACCCAACCUGGUCGAUCGACUGGCGCGUCGCUUUCAGGACGAGGUGGGGAUGGCGAGUCUGGAGCGAUUGCGUGCACAUGUUCAAAGUGAGGACUUUAACGUGGAACGGAUUGUCAACAUUUCUGUGGCUUGUCACCGCCUUUGUCGGUGGUUACUCGCACUCCUGGAUUACUGGCAAAUGCGAAAGGACAUCCGACCUGCUGAAAAAGCGCGAGACGACGCCGCCGAGGCCAUGACGACAGAGAGGGCGGAACAUCGUAGGCUCCUGCAAAUGGAACAAGAGGAUCGAGCAAAGCUUGCAGCCUUGCGUGCCGAGGCACGUGAUGUGCAGGAGCAGACAUUGCAGCUCAAGGCCACCCACUCGCAACUCACUCGUCAACUUGAACGCCUGCGCGACGUUUCUGGCGCUCUGGUGCAGCCGCGCUUGCAAUGGCAACGUGUGCGUACCGAUCUGCAAACUCGCCUGCAGAGGGUGCCAGUGCUGGCCCUUUUGGCAGCUGCAACGCUCGAGAUGCUCGGACCAGUGGGCACGGGGCGAAGACGAGAUAUUUUUGCGCGCUGGCAGACCCUGCUAGGUCUCGAUGCCGGUGUCGAGCCCAUGACCCUGCGGAACUUUGUCGAGUUGCUUCAAACUCCCGAUGAAAUUCAGGCGUGGCGACGGGCGCGGCUCGUGCCAGGUCCAGACGCGCUGACUAGUGCGUGUCUGCUUUUGUGGCACUCGCGACAGCGGCUCGUGCGGCUGGUGGACGCUCACGCACUGGCCGUGACGUGGCUGCGAACGUACUACAAGCAUGCCAGAGUCAUUGAGGUUGCAGCAAACGGGGAGCCGAUUCGCGCCGUGGAUGACCCGAACGGAAGCUUGAGCGGACCCAUGGACGUGGACUUGCUGGCCCGAUACGACGUCGUGCUGGUCAUGGGUGCGCCGGGGGAGCAUGAGCUCCUGCCACCUUUUAUUCGUGAGCUUACUGCGCGAAAACGUACUGGCCAUCUCUCGGCACGCGUCUUUCUGCUAACAGACAAAGCAAACUGGCCGCAGCCUGCAGAUGUCGGCAUGGCUGUGGCGGGGCCGAGCGCUCGCAGCGCGCCAGAGGUGGUGACCGUUGUUUUUCACGCCGCCGUGGACAUGUGCAUCGAACGCCUCUCUGGCUGUAUUGCACGGGCCACGGGUUCGGCAAGCGUACGCGACUAUCGCGACUGCAGCAAUCGGUUGGCUCUGCUGAGCACCAUUCGGGCUGAAGGGGAGCAACGCGUCCUGGAUGCGGUCAUCGCCACCACGCACAAGCAGCUGCUGGAGGAGGAAGCGCUGCACGAUGUGCUGACGGAAUAUCACGCUUCCAUGGCCUCGGCUGCGGAGGAGGAGCUGGAAGUGACCAGAAAGCUGGCCGAGCUGCAACGUGAGCUGCAGACGUUUCAAAGCACAGCGCAACACAUGUACUGUCUCUGGUGUGCUCUGGCUUCCUUCGGUUCAACAUGGCCAUCCGCAGCCGUGCCCUUUGGCGUUUUUUAUCAAGAGCUGGACGAUUGUCUGCGUCGGCUGCAUGGCACAACAUCACCGACCUAUGAACAGCUGGCGAACCUCGGCGAGCCAAAAAUGCACAACGUGGACCGUCGGCUAUCCCGCGCCUUGCAACUGGUCAAGUCGGCGCUGUUGGAUCUUUUGCCUCGCAUUCGAGCUGCCAUGCCGGCGCAGGCCCAAGCACAGCUGUUACACCGCAUUGUUCACUUUGCCCUGACCUCGUCGCUCAGCGAGAUGGCCGAUGGCUUGGAUAUGGGCCGUGCACCGUUGUCAUCGGAAGCCCUGGCUACGCAUGUGGCUGAAUGCAUGCGCUCAUUGCCUCUCAUGGUCCCUGAAUGGGCGUCAGAGCACCGAGCAAGCCUAGGCGCAGCGGGCGCUGUGUCAAACACUGCCACCCCGGUCGUGGUCACAGAAACUGACGCGACAGACGCCUUGGAGCAAGAUAAGAACGGUUUAGAGAACCAACCCGAUGAUGCUGAGAUGCCAGACAGCAUGCCGGUGGCACCAGUUGAGGAUCAAGCCUCGGCUUCGCACAUCCCUGGUGAGACAAUGGACGAUCCUUCAAGUCAAUCUGCAGCUCCCAGUGCGACGUCGCCGGGCCUGGCAGGGGACUUUUCAUGGCCAGCUGACUUGCAAUGGGCGACUGCAGGGCUGGAGCAGGUGGUCAACAGUGAACCACGUGAGCUGGGCCGUUUGAAAGCCAUGCUGUCCGCUCAAACGCGCGAUACGUAUGGCCAUGGCGUUGUGGAGACUUGGAUGCGCACAUCAGAGCAGGUGCCCAAUCUACCAGCGUUGCUUCGGCAUGUGAGUGCCCGCUGCGCUCUUCUCCUGGUGCACGUCUUGCGAUCUAGAGAUCUCGCAGCAUGGGUGGCGCGAAGCGUGGCCUUGCAUCCAGUGUUGCAUGUUUGCUUGGUCGCGCUCGCGCCCGAGGUGGACAUGGCUGCGGGCAAGGGUGCGUCUGCGCCUGUGACGGCGUCGCUCACCUGCACCUCGUCGACGCAAGCCAGUGGGCUGGCAGACGUGGUGGCGACUGCCCCACACUCACUGGGCUGGGUGGCCAGCCGCAGUGCAGGCGAUGCAGUCGAUCUGGUGCUCACGCUGGCCCGCGAUGAGGGCAUGAUCCACGCCACACACUAUUUGUUUUUGGAAAGCCACUGGCAGCUGCACGCCGUACGCAGCACCAUUGCGGGCGCCAUGCGGGAAGGCCAGUGGCUGCUUGUUGUUCCCACGGGCAGCCAGCCCUCGGACGUGGUGUUGUGGUGGGCAGUGGGUCUGCAGCGCCUGGUCGAAACGUGCCGAGCGCAACAUGGUGUCAUCUCACCGCGCUUCCGACUGUGGAUCUGCUCGUCAUUUUGGCAGCGAUUGCCCAACGUUGUCACGACCUACUUCCUCCGGUUAGGCUAUCAAGCGGACACAACCACGUGGGCUGCGGUGGUGGGUAGUCUGCGGCUUUUUUUGGGCCCAGUCCGUGGACGUUUGGGGAUGGUGCAGACCAUGCGUCAGGCCGGUGUGGUUUCGACAGCGAGUGGGCGUCGAUGCAAAUCCGGUUCUGGUGAGCGAAAGGCGGGCCAGUCCGUCGGGCAAAGUCGUACUUCUGGUGGGCCGGUGACCGGGCGACGUGCCUCGAAGCGCAGUGGAAGUCAGACAACAGGCUUUCUUUCCAACGCCGCCUUGGGCAGCCAACUAAGCGAUGAUCAACUGGUUGUGUGGGCGCAGGUGGCAGCCGUGUUGACUAGCUUUCACCAUGCAUGUGCAGCCCAACGUCAGGAACGCUUUACAACAAGCGCGAUGCCGCUGGGCCUUUUGGAAGAGAGUGUGCAAGUGGCGCUGCAAGUCAUUCGUGGCGCUGCCCCGGCACAACAUGCGCCGGCCCUGACCACGCUUGUCGCUGAAACGAUCUAUCUGAUUGAUGAUACAGAGCGUAUUUUGUGGCACUCUCUUGUGGUCGAGGCCCUUGCAACCGGCACGAUGGUCUUGCGCCCAGUGGACAGGAUUCAUUGGUUGGCAGAACGCGGUCGGCCCGUGCCUGCUGUGGUCGCCGAGGCCAUUGCAUAAUCCCGUUUGUCUGAUUAUCCUGUGACUUGAUUAUUGUGGAGUGUUUUGACUGUUGUGCGAAUGGGCCUGCGCCAUCAACAAGAUGGACAUGGCUUUGGUGGAAUGUGAGUGUUCAUAGCAAGUCUUUUAUUUUCUAUUUUUGUUUUUUAUGACCAUGCUUGCAAAGACAGAACAAGUUUGAGACUGAGGCAGCAACCCAAAUGAAUGCCGAAUGGUUGUGACACAGCGCCUGAGGCGCACUUGAACUUGGGAAUGAAAAACGAAAUUUACGCACAAAUAUU